AGUUUGCAACGGACAACAUGGCGGCCUCUGUACUGGGUUCGGUGCUGCGGACGUUCAAGCAGAUGGUUCCUUCAUCAGCUUCAGGCCAAGUUCGAGGUUACUAUGUAGACUGGAGAAUGUGGCGUGAUGUGAAGAGACGAAAAAUGGCCUAUGAAUACGCAGAUGAGAGACUACGUGUUAAUUCACUCAGGAAGAAUACCAUUUUGCCAAAACUUCUACAGGACGUAGCUGAUGAAGAAAUUGCUGCCUUCCCCCGGGAUAGCUGUCCCGUUAGAAUCAGAAAUCGGUGUGUUAUGACGUCCCGUCCGCGUGGUGUGAAGCGGCGCUGGAGGCUUAGUCGUACCGUCUUCCGUCACUUAGCAGACCAUGGACAACUUUCUGGGGUCCAGCGAGCGAUGUGGUAAAUGAGCUCCAGAACCUACUGAGCUUGCAGGAGAAAAGACGUAUUUAAUAGACCCAACCCUGAUCUUGACAUGGGCCUAGUAUGGUAGUUUAGUCUACCUGAUGCUAUCCAUAAACUACUUUUAAAAUGAAGGAA
Molecule: messenger RNA, 538 nt
Organism: Callithrix jacchus (white-tufted-ear marmoset)
Lineage: Eukaryota; Metazoa; Chordata; Mammalia; Primates; Cebidae
Source: RefSeq, a predicted model, not a curated record